GCGGCAGCUGCUCCAUGAGGAGCUGAAGCUGGUCCUACAGCAGAAGGAGAGGAAACUGGAGACUGAGCCCCAGGUGACUCUCUGCAGAGCUAUGGAGGCCAGGAGCCGCAGCGCUGAGGAGCUGAGACGGGCAGAGUUGGUGGAGAUUAUCGUGGAGACCGAGGCGCAGACCGGGGUCAGUGGCUUCAACGUAGCGGGCGGCGGCAAAGAAGGGAUCUUCGUCCGCGAGCUGCGAGAGGACUCACCUGCGGCCAGGAGCCUCAGCUUGCAGGAAGGGGACCAGCUGCUGAGUGCCCGCGUGUUCUUCGAGAACUUCAAGUACGAGGACGCGCUUCGCCUGCUGCAAUGUGCCGAGCCCUACAAGGUCUCCUUCUGCCUGAAGCGCACUGUGCCCACUGGGGACCUGGCACUGCGGCCCGGGACGGUGUCUGGCUACGAGAUGAAGGGCCCGCGGGCCAAAGUGGCCAAGCUGAACAUCCAGAGUCUGUCCCCUGUGAAGAAGAAGAAGAUGGUGGCAGGGGCCCUGGGGACCCCUGCAGAUCUGGCCCCUGUUGACGUCGAGUUCUCUUUUCCCAAGUUCUCCCGACUGCGUCGGGGUCUCAAAGCCGAGGCUGUCAAGGGCCCUGUCCCGGCGGCCCCUGCCCGUCGGCGUCUCCAGCUGCCUCGGCUACGAGUGCGAGAAGUGGCCGAAGAGCCCCAGGUAGCCCGAAUGGCUGCCGCUGCUCCUCCCCCAAGGAAGGCCAAGGCAGAGGCUGAGGCCGCCGCAGGAGCUGGGUUCACAGCCCCUCAGGUCGAGCUGGUUGGGCCUCGGCUGCCAAGCGCCGAGCGGGGUGUCCCUCAGGUCUCAGCUGCCAAGGGGACCCCACCAACAGAGGCAGCCAGCGGCUUUGCCCUCCACCUGCCCUCCCUCGGGCUAGGAGCCCCAGCUGCAGCGGCUGUGGAGGCCCCGUCCGCAGGGAUCCAGGUUCCACAGGUGGAGCUCCCCACCCUGCCCCCUCUCCCCACUCUUCCCACACUUCCAUGCCUGGACACCCAGGAAGGGGCUGUAGUGGUGAAAGUCCCCACCUUGGAUGUGACGGCACCUUCUGUAGGGGUGGACCUGGCUUUGCCAGGCGCAGAGGUGGAGGAGGCCCGGGCAGAGGCACCCGAGGUGGCCCUGAAGAUGCCCCGCCUCAGUUUCCCCCGCUUUGGGGUUCGAGGGAAGGAAGCUACUGAAGCCCAGGCGGUUAAGGGCAGCCCCGAGAGCAAAGCAAAGGGUCCCAGGCUUCGAAUGCCCACCUUUGGGCUUUCUCUCCGGGAGCCCCGGCCCUCCGGCCCUGAAGCCGCAGCUGAGGGCAAGCUGAAGUUACCAUCCCUCAAGAUGCCCUCUUUUGGCAUUGGUGUGGCCGGGCCUGAGGUCAAGGCACCCAAAGGGCCGGACGCGAAGUUCCCGAAGGUCCCUGAUGUCAAACUCCCGAAGGUGCCUGAGGCAGCCAUUCCAGAGGUGCGGCUCCCUGAGGUGCAGCUGCCCAAAGUGUCAGAGAUGAAGCUCCCAAAGAUCCCCGAGAUGGCUGUGCCUGAGGUCCACCUUCCAGAAGUGCAGCUGCCCAGAGUCCCGGAGAUGAAGCUCCCGAAGGUGCCCGAGAUGGCUGUGCCCGACGUCCAGCUUCCUGAGGUCCAGCUCCCGAAAGUCCCGGAGAUGAAGCUCCCGGAGAUGAAGCUCCCGAAGAUGCCCGAGUUGGCCGUGCCCGACGUACGUCUCCCGGAAGUCCAGCUGCCGAAGGUGUCAGAGAUGAAGCUCCCGGAGAUGAAGCUCCCGAAGGUGCCCGAGAUGGCCGUGCCCGACGUACGUCUCCCGGAAGUCCAGCUGCCGAAGGUGUCAGAGAUGAAGCUCCCUAAGAUGCCCGAGAUGGCCGUGCCUGACGUACGUCUCCCGGAAGUCCAGCUGCCCAGGGUGUCAGAGAUGAAGCUCCCUAAGAUGCCCGAGAUGGCCGUGCCUGACGUACGUCUCCCGGAAGUUCAGCUGCCCAAAGUCUCGGAGAUGAAGCUCCCGGAGAUGAAGCUCCCGAGGGUGCCCGAGAUGGCCGUGCCUGACGUACGUCUCCCGGAAGUUCAGCUGCCCAAAGUCUCGGAGAUGAAGCUCCCGAAGGUGCCCGAGUUGGCCGUGCCCGAUGUCCAUCUUCCAGAGCUUCAGCUGCCCAAAGUGUCAGACAUUCGGUUGCCUGAAGUGCAAGUGCCACAGGUCCCGGACGUGCAUCUUCCCCAGGUGCCAGAGAUGAAGCUGUCCAAGGUCCCUGAGGGGCAGAGAAAAUCUGCAGAAGUGGAGCAGGCAGAAGGGACCGAAUUUAGUUUCAAGUUGCCCAAGGUGACCAUGCCCAAGUUGGGGAAGGUGGGCAAGCCUGGUGAGGCAGGUAUUGAGGUUCCGGACAAACUCGUGACAUUACCUUGUCUGCAGCCAGAAGUGGGCACUGAGGCGGCCCGUGUUAGUGGCCCUGCCCUCUCUCUACCCUCUGUCGAGCUUGACUUGCCUGGGGCCCUGGGCCUGGAGCGACAAGUCCAAGUGGAGAAGCCAGAGGGCCCCAGGGUGGCAGCAGCUGCUGGAGAGGUGGGCUUCCGGAUGCCUUCCGUGGAGAUUGUCACCCCACAGCUGCCCACAGUCGAGGCUGAGGAAGAGCAGCUAGAGAUGGUGGAGAUGAAAGUCAAACCCACCUCCAAGUUCUCUCUGCCCAAAUUUGGACUUCCAGGGCCCAAAGUGGUCAAGGCGGAGGUGGAGGGGCCUGGGCGAGCCACCAAGUUGAAGGUAUCCAAGUUUGCCAUCUCACUUCCCAAAGCUCGGGCGGGGACCGAAGCUGAAGUGAAGGGAGCUGGCGAAGUGGGGCUGCUGCCUGCUCUGGAUCUGUCCAUCCCACAGCUCACUCCGGAUGCCCGUCUGCCUCCAGGCAAGGUGGAGGUCACAGGGGCUGAUGGUAAAGCCAAGGGCUCCAGGUUUGCUCUACCCAAGUUUGGGGUGAAGGGCCGAGACUCUGAAGCUGAUGUACGAGUGGCAGGAGAGGCCGAGCUUGAGGGAAAGGGUUGGGGCUGGGAUGGGAAGGUGAGGAUGCCCAAGCUGAAGCUGCCAUCUUUGGGGCUGUCCCGAGGGAAGGAAGCAGAAAUUCAGGAUGGACGGGUUAGCCCCGGGGAAAAGCUGGAGGCCAUAGCUGGUCAGCUUAAGAUCCCCGAGGUGGAGCUGGUCACACCAGGAGCUCAGGAGGCAGAGGCGGCGGCCAGUGGCUUGAAAGCACCAGGGCUUCGGGUGUCCACCACCAGGCAGGCGGUUUCGGAGGGCCAGGAGGGAGUGCUGAGGGUGCCUGCGCUCGGUGUCUCUCUGCCGCAGGUGGAGCUGGCCAGCUUUAGAGAGGCAGGCACUGAGACCACAGCCCCUUCUGCAGAAGACUCGGAAGCCUCUAGGGUCCAGGUGCCCCAAGUGACGCUGCAGCUGCCCGGGACCCAGGUGGCAGGUGGCGGUGAUCUGUUAGUGGGUGAGGGAGUCUUCAAGAUGCCCACAGUGACAGUGCCCCAGCUGGAGCUGGAUGUGGGGCUAACCCACGAGGCCCAGGCUGGUGAAGCAGCCAAGAGUGAAGGUGGGUUAAAGCUGAAACUGCCCGCGCUGGGGGCAAAAGGCAAAGCAGAGGGCGCUGAGCACCAGGGCCCCGAGGCCCAGCGCAGCUUCCGCCUGCCAGUGCCCGACGUGGAACUCACCUCUCCAGUGAGCACCCACGCCGAGUACCAAGUGGUUGAGGGUGACGGGGACGGAGGGCACAAGCUCAAAGUGCGGCUGCCCCGGUUUGGUCUGGUGAGGGCUAAGGAAGGAACUGAAGUUGGAGAAAAGGUGAAGAGUCCGAAGCUCAGGCUGCCCAGAGUGGGCUUCAGCCAGAGCGAAGGCUCUGGAGAAGGCUCGCCCAGCCCCGAGGAGGAGGAGGAAGGCAGUGGGGAAGGGGCUCCGGGCCGCCGGGGUCGGGUCAGGGUCCGCUUGCCUCGUGUGGGCUUGGCGUCACCUUCUAAAGUCUCUAAGGGACAAGAGGGUGAUGCAACCUCCAAGUCCCCAGGUGGGGAGAAGUCACCCAAAUUCCGCUUUCCCAGGGUGUCCUUAAGCCCCAAGGCCCGGAGUGGGAGUGGGGACCGGGAAGAGAGUGGAUUCAGGGUCCGAUUGCCCAGUGUGGGGUUUUCAGAAAUAGCAGCAGCAGCUCCAGGCACCACCAGAAUCGAGGGAGCCCAGGCUGCUGGCAUCUGAAGGCCCAGGGUAGCUGUGGGUCACCCCUCUUAUCUUCCCAGCCCAACUCCCCCCCCCCUUUGUGUGUGACAUUACUAGCACUAAUCCUCAGAGGGCUUGAAGUUGGGCAACUGACUCAGGCAGGAGCCAGUGGCCUGUGCCGCCUCACUGGCCAAAGUGCCUGUGUGUCAUGUCAAGCUAUGUGAAUAAAAUCAUUCAAAAGUU
Molecule: messenger RNA, 4453 nt
Organism: Meriones unguiculatus (Mongolian gerbil)
Lineage: Eukaryota; Metazoa; Chordata; Mammalia; Rodentia; Muridae
Gene: Prx
Product: periaxin
Exons: 4
Coding region: 92-4249 (1385 amino acids)
Biological process (GO): regulation of RNA splicing; peripheral nervous system myelin maintenance
Cellular component (GO): nucleus; cytoplasm
Molecular function (GO): protein binding
Source: RefSeq, a predicted model, not a curated record